AAAUCCUUACUUUUUGUUCAAAUGAAUUUUUUAAAUUAAAAAUUAUAUUAAAAUGAAUUAUUGCAGUUGUUCUAAAAUAAUAAUUAGUUUAAUUAGUUUCUUAUUAGUUCUAGGAAGAAUUGAUGGACUUUAUGAAGAUCAAAUAAAAAAAUUUGAUUGGAGAAAAUUGAAUAUUGGUAGGGUGAAAAAUGUUGUAUUUGAUCCUAUUUUAAGUAAUAAUCGAUUAAUUGUAACGACUGAGGAAAAUGUUUUGGCUGCACUUUCCACACGUACGGGUGAAAUUCAAUGGAGGCAGAUAUUAGAGAAUUCUCCUCGCGGAGAUGUAAAACUAUUUCAAUUUGUAAAUGAAGAAUCUUCAUCAAAUGCUCCAGUUUCUCGUCAAUCAAAUAUUGUUUAUGAUAUGAUUACAAUAACUGGAGUUGCUCCGGCUAUAGUACGUGGGUGGUCUGCGGGUACCGGUAAUCUAGAAUUUGAAUGGUCUCUAAUGCCAAUUCAAGCUGAUAAGGCCGAAGCAUCUGCAUGGUUUUAUGAUGAAUAUUAUUUAUAUCACGUGAUGCCCUUUUGGACCUCACAUUUAGAAAUUACAAAGUAUUUUGCUUCCUCAGGACAAGGGAAUUCAUUUAAAAUAUCUGCUCCAUGGAUACAAGAAGGGAAAUGUGUACUAGCUGGUUCAUAUUACGUUUGUAUUGAAAAGAAUCAGAUAAUAUAUUUAGAUUUGAUUUCUGAGCAAACUCAAGUUCUCAGAAAAUUUUUAACCGAAGAUAUAAAAGAAGUUCCAAAAGUUGUGAAAGGUAAAUCUGGAGUACUUAUAGUUGAUGGGAACUUGGUAAAUUUAAACAACAUAGAAAACGGGUGCGAAAUUAGUGCUAAUAGUAUUGUACCAUUUUCGUUUAAUGAUCAAUCGAUGCUUGCUUAUACUAAGUUAAAUGAAAGUUUGUUAAAAUUGCUUGUUGUUAACGCCAAAAGUUGUGACAGAAUUGAUGAAUUGCAGUUUUCUAUAGAAUAUCCCGAUUACUACGGCCCGCCUGAAAUUUUAGACAUAUUUUGUAGAAAAACUAGGGAUCAUGACAAAAUCUGCAAUGCAGUAAUUUCAACUGAAGAUGGAGCCUUAUUGUUUACACAUCAAGAUAAAAUCCGUUGGGUCAGAGAGGAAUCAAUUACUAAUAUUGUCGCGACUGAACUAAUUGAUUUACCUAUCACCGACUCCGAAGGUCUUAUUGAAAGUGAAUUCACAAGCAAACCAGAGGAUCUUGGAUAUGAUUGGGAUAUAAGCGGUGCAUUUGUACGUCGAAUUACAUCUCAAGUGUCUCUAUUGAAAAAUGCAUUUUUGAGUAUUUUGGGAAUAGGAUCUGUAUUAACACCUAAUCAGAAAGCUGGACUAACUCGUGAUGCAUUUGGCCUACACAAAAUUUUGUUGAUACUUACAAAAAGUGGAAAAAUUUUUGCUAUGGAUAAUUUAAAUGGAAAACUACACUGGCAAAAAUACGUGCCAUCUUUAGAAAGUUUUAAUGAUAGGGAACCUAUGAAAUUGCUUGUUCAAAGAACAGCAAAACAAUUUCCGCAUCAUCCAAUUUGUGUUAUUGUUGGAAAACAGAAAAAUUCAGAUAAUGGACUCAUUUUUCGAUUUAAUCCUAUAAAUGGCCAACCAAUUGACAACGGAUUGAAUGAAUUAAAUUAUAAAAUAAAGCAAUUAGGCCUACUUAGGGAUAACGAAAAUGUUCAGUUUGUGAAAGGAUUAUUAUUGUUAGAUGAAUACAAUAGAAUUCAUGUGAUACCAGAGAAUACCAAAGAAAUGGCUGAUGGAAUGUAUAUGUUUGUAGCUAACACAAAAGCAUCAAUUUUAACGGGAUAUAAUAUACAAUUAGUGAAAGGGAUUUUGAAAGCAACCACCAUUUGGAGUGUUAAUUUGGGCGGUCACGGAAAUAAUCAUAGAAUUUUAACUAUUUCAGUUAAAAAUCCUAUAGAAAACGUUCACUCUCAAGGACGUGUACUUGGUGAUAGAUCGGUUUUAUAUAAGUACAUUAAUCCAAAUUUAGUAGCAGUCGUUACACAAGGUUUGGAUAGUAUUCAUAAAUAUGUAUUAAACGUGCAUUUAGUUGAUGUUGUUUCUGGAUCUGUUGUUUAUUCGUUGACCCAUAAAAAGGCACGUGAACCAGUUCAUAUAGUACAUUCAGAAAACUGGCUAGUUUAUUCGUAUUAUAAUGAUAAAGUUCGUAGAACUGAAAUAACUACUAUUGAACUAUAUGAAGGAAAAGUUCAAGCAAAUAGUACUGUUUGGAGUUCUUUAGAUGCUCCACCUAUGCCUUUAAUUGAAAAACAAUCAUAUAUAAUACCAACAAUUGUAGAGGCUAUGAAAGAAACAAUUACAGAACGUGGUAUUACAAAUAAAGAUAUAUUAAUUGGAACAUCUAGUGGUGGUAUUAUAGAAAUGCCAUGGGCCCUAUUAGAUCCACGUCGUCCGACAUCACAAAAAAAUCGUGAAGAAGGUUCUAUACCAUACAUUCCAGAAUUACCAUUACCAUCAGAACAAAUAAUAAAUUAUAAUCAGACAAUAAGUCGUAUUAGAAAUAUUUAUACCUCGCCCAGUGGUCUUGAAAGUACUUGUUUGGUAGUUGCUUAUGGUUUAGAUCUGUUUGUUACACGCGUGUCACCAUCAAAAACGUUUGAUUUAUUAAAAGAGGAUUUUGAUUACUUUUUAAUUUCAGUUGUAUUGAUUGUAUUAACAUCUAGCUCAUUUUUUGUUAAAUAUUUAUCAGCUCGUAAAGCUUUAAAACAAGCCUGGAAAUAGAAAAUUAAAAAUAAUUUAAACUUUAAAUUGGAGUCAAUUCAAUUGAUUCACUUUAGUUAGAAAUGAAAUUGAUUUGUUUUUUUUUUUUUUUGGUUGAAGUUUUACAAUUAUUUAUAUUGUAAUUUGCAUUUUUGUUCAUUUAUAAAAUUUUAUUUAAAUUCGUAUAAAUGUGGAAAUAUAAUAUGUGUAUUUAGUUUUGUAGGCAUCUCAAAAUAAAAUGAAAAGUAGUUGAACUUUUAUGAAGUAAAA
Molecule: messenger RNA, 3037 nt
Organism: Condylostylus longicornis
Lineage: Eukaryota; Metazoa; Arthropoda; Insecta; Diptera; Dolichopodidae
Gene: EMC1
Product: ER membrane protein complex subunit 1
Exons: 12
Coding region: 53-2788 (911 amino acids)
Biological process (GO): protein folding in endoplasmic reticulum
Cellular component (GO): EMC complex
Molecular function (GO): protein binding
Source: RefSeq, a predicted model, not a curated record